GGUGCUAUAUUUAGAGAAGAACUAAAAUAUAUUUUACAUCAAAUUAACUAUUAAAUAAAUUCUCUCUUCAAAGUUCUUUAGUAUCAAAAAAACACAUGGAGAGUAGCUUGCUCUACCAAGCUGCCCGGGAAGGGAAAGUCGCCGCUUUAAGAGAACUUCUUCAACUAGAUAAUUUAAUUCUCGACAAGCUCUUCAUUAAUAAUAGUUUUUCCGAGACGCCUCUUCAUGUGGCGGCUAUGCUCGGCCAUGUAGAUUUUGUGAAGGAGAUCCUAAAUCACAAGCCCGACCUUGCCAAGGAACUUGACAUGUGUCGCUGCACACCGCUCCACUUGGCAGUGGCUAACGGCCAUCUUGAAACUGUCAAACUAUUACUUUCAGUCGUUGAUUGUGAACUCUUAUGCACGUCUUGGGAUGAAGAAGGGAGAAACCCUCUCCAUCUUGCUGCCAUGAGAGGGCGAAUUGAUGUGUUGAGGGAGUUACUCAAAGUAGCUCCUAAGGCUUGUCAAGUCGGUUUGAAGGGUCAAAGUGGGACCAUUUUGCAUGUUUGUGUGAGACAUAAUCAGUUGGAAGCUAUGAAGGUUUUGGUGGAUGUUAUAGAUAAUUACCAAUUUGUGAAUGCCAAAGAUGAUUAUGGUAUGACUAUUUUGCAUUUGGCAGUAACACAUAAACAAAUUGAGACCGUAAAGUUUUUGCUUACAAAUACUAAAAUUGAAGUCAACGCUGUCAAUGCAAACAUGUUCACUUCAUUGGACAUCUUAGCGCAGAGUCAAAGAAGCGAGAAAGACUUUGACAUUGUAGAAUCUCUUCGAUCUUAUGGAGCUUCACGAACCAUAGAUCAACCUGUACCUAUGAAAAGGCCUAUCAUUCGAGAUGUCAUAGCUAGCCCUGAGAUUCGUAAUGAUCAUGUUCAUCAAAUACAAAAAAUUCAAAAGGACAACAAUAAGGAAACAAAAAAUCCAGAAGGCUGGUUAGUAAGAAAGAGAGAAUCGUUAAUGAUUGUUGCUUCCCUUAUUGCCACUAUGGCUUUUCAGGCCGGAAUAAGUCCUCCAGGCGGUCUUUGGGAAGAUCAUGGCACCUCAUAUGACGAGUCAAUUUCUAAAAAUGUUACCCAUGUUGCAGGGGAGUCAAUAAUAAGUUAUUACCCAAAUAUGUCAGAUUAUCAUGCUUACUUGAUUAGUAACACCGUGGGGUUCGUUGGAUCAUUGAGCAUAAUCUUACUACUUGUCACGGGCUUGCCCUUUUGUCGCAAAUUCUUGAUGUGGACCUUGACAGUGAUUUUGUGGGUGACUAUCACAGCUAUGACCAUUACAUACCUUAUUGCUAUUCUUGUUGCUGCUCCAAGCCAUGAUAUUCUCAAUACUCCAGCUAAAGUGAGUCUGUGUUUAGUAGUAAGCUGGGCUGGAGUCAUGUUAUUGAUUGCACUACUCCAUACGAUUCAUGUUGCUAUAAAGUUAUUGAAAUGGUUACGAAACCUAAUCAUCAAAAGAAUUAGAAGAAGAAAACAAAACAACAUUGACAAUGUGGAAACUACUUUGAUGUGAUCAUAUAUGUUGGUUUAGAAUUAUAUUGUUAACUAAGUUAGACUAUGAAGGUGUUAGACUGUUAAUAUAGGUAAUUGUGGGCCAUGGCUUGUCAAAGAAUGUAAUCGAUUGUGUAAUGUCAUUUCAUGACUGUUAGUUAGUUGAAAGUCCCUUGGCUAUAUAUAUUGCUCAUAGUCAUAAGAUAACAGUGACUCUUGUAUUCAUUAAUAUACAAUCAAUAAAGGAAUCAUAUUCUCUCG
Molecule: messenger RNA, 1780 nt
Organism: Cannabis sativa
Lineage: Eukaryota; Viridiplantae; Streptophyta; Magnoliopsida; Rosales; Cannabaceae
Exons: 2
Coding region: 96-1541 (481 amino acids)
Cellular component (GO): plasma membrane
Molecular function (GO): protein phosphatase regulator activity; protein phosphatase 1 binding
Source: RefSeq, a predicted model, not a curated record